AUGGGAUAUACUCUCAAUCAAAAUGACUUAACAGAAUUUAUGGAAGUAUUAGAAACUAGAUUAUCAACCUGUGAGAAAUUAAUUAAUAUAAAGGAAAGAGAUACCAACACUCAUACCUUUGAACUUCAAGAAAGUAGUGAUAAAAAUAAGGGAGUAAACAAUAUCUUGCAAAGUAGGAUAACAAUAGGGCAAAGCACAGCAGUUGCAAAUUUAGAACAUGAUAUCUAUCAACUAAGAACAGUAAUAUCUCAGGAUGAAAAGAUACCAUUAAAUGAGAAGUUGGAUUUUAUUGAAGGGAUUAUUAGAAAAGUAUAUAGUUUAGGACCAUUGGAGGAAUGGGAAUCGUAUUAUGAUAGCAUAAAAGCAUAUAUUGAAACAGAUUCCGCAGAUUUUGAGGCUGCACUUUUGACUUUAGAUGCAAGAAAAGCAUAUAUAAUGGAACACUAUUAUGAAUUUGAGUUGCUUAGAAGACAGAUGAAAUAUCUAAACGAUUUACUACCUUUUGUGAACUAUGAAAUAGAUGGUAAUUUUAAUGAACUUUUAAAAAAGAUUGAUGAUUUAGAAAUUAAGGGCAGAAAACUAGGAUAUGAAGCUCAGCAAUUAUGGGAAGAUAUACAAAAUAUUUCAUUUUUAUAUUCAAAUUUUAUAUUAAAGUAUAAUAUCUAUGUGGCACAAAACAAGUAG
Molecule: messenger RNA, 684 nt
Organism: Cryptosporidium muris RN66
Lineage: Eukaryota; Apicomplexa; Conoidasida; Eucoccidiorida; Cryptosporidiidae
Exons: 1
Coding region: 1-684 (227 amino acids)
Biological process (GO): cytoskeleton-dependent cytokinesis
Cellular component (GO): dynactin complex
Source: RefSeq, a predicted model, not a curated record